AAAAGACUGGAAGGUCGAGGUUUGUUUUGCCACUAAAAACGACGAAAUGGCUUAGAAUUCCAUUUGAUUCGCUAUUUCUUGGAGAAGAGUGUAUUUUUAUCUCAACAUGUCGUGAAUAGUUAACUGUACCGAUGCUAUUUAUCAAUGAUUUUCAACUGAUUUCAAGCACUUGACAACCGUAUCAUGCCAGUGAUCUCAGCAGAUGAACAUUGCAUAUGUCAAUGUUAUGGAGACACUUUUCUUCCUUCACAACUAUCAGCUGGGUAGGACUUUUUACAGGCAAUAACAUUAUUUAAUCGUGGAAAAUGGCUUGGAGAUGCAAGGAAUGCAACAUGACGUUUGACACUCAACAACUGUAUGACACUCAUAAAAGAAAGUUUUGUGUUGGUGACACAGUAGAUCCAGCUCGUAUCCAUUCCAGGAUAUCUGGUAAAAGUGCUAAUAGACAUGAAAGAAAAGAUAAACAAGAAUUGCAAACGCCUUUGCCAGGUGUCAAGACUCCAGCUCAUUCCAGUUCAUCUGCACCCAAUACUCCGACAAGAAACAUGAAUCUUCAUCCAGGAAAUGACAGGAGCAAUAUUUUUCUAGGGAGUCAGCAUCGCUCCACGCAUCGCAAGUCUGCACCAAACACACCCACCAGUGAUUAUGGUGAUAUAUCAGCCCUUGAGAAGGAAAAGAUAGACCAGCUGAAAAGGUUUAAGACUCAGCAAUUGAUGCAAAGAAACUCAAGGAACUUGGAAGAAAAACUUUUACUCACCAGUAUCAAAGACAGCCAGUUUCCUGUGCAUACACCAAGGAGAAUAAACCAUGAUGAUAGGGGUGAUGACAAGAUACUUCAAUUGACUGAAGUCCAUCGUCAGCAGCUUGCUGAGCUGAAACUGAGGAAUGAAAAACUGCAGAAAGAAAAAGCAAUAAUUGCUGAAAGGAUGAACUCCUUAGGACUGAAAAGCAGACAGAAAAUGCUAUCUCAGGGGAGUCUAAAUAAACAGGUUACAGAGCUUGAUGGACUGAAGAGGUACUUGGACUUUAAAGAAGAAGAGGAAAAGAGAAACUUCAAUACUGAACAAUCGAAAGUCAACCUGUUAAAGGUUUCGGCAAGAUCUCCACCCCGUAGUGCGGCAUCUGAUUAUAUUAGAAGUCCAGAGCCACAAGUAAUACAACCAAGGGGGUCUUCAAGAGAACUGGUUGGAGAUAGAAGAGGUCAGAUUGUUCCGUAUCGUUAUUCUCCAGUUCGAUAUUUUGAGCCUGCGCCAAUCCAACUUGGACAGAGCAAUGUUUUACACGAACUUAAUAUGUUGAAGAAUGAGUAUUUUCACAAAGGAGGCAAUGAUCCUGCAAUACUGGCACAAAUGCGAGAGUUGGAGUAUGAAGCACAAAGAAUGCAAGCUACACAGAGGCCGCCACCAGCUGUGGAUCCGCUCCUACAACAACAGAUAAUGAAUUUUCACUUGGCCAACCAAAGACUAGAGCAAGAGUUACAACUUUUGAGGGUAGGUCUUAAAGGUGAUCCCUCGAAUUUUUGCAGGAGAAACUUCAAUACUGAACAAUCGAAAGUCAACCUGUUAAAGGUUUCGGCAAGAUCUCCACCCCGUAGUGCGGCAUCUGAUUAUAUUAGAAGUCCAGAGCCACAAGUAAUACAACCAAGGGGGUCUUCAAGAGAACUGGUUGGAGAUAGAAGAGGUCAGAUUGUUCCGUAUCGUUAUUCUCCAGUUCGAUAUUUUGAGCCUGCGCCAAUCCAACUUGGACAGAGCAAUGUUUUACACGAACUUAAUAUGUUGAAGAAUGAGUAUUUUCACAAAGGAGGCAAUGAUCCUGCAAUACUGGCACAAAUGCGAGAGUUGGAGUAUGAAGCACAAAGAAUGCAAGCUACACAGAGGCCGCCACCAGCUGUGGAUCCGCUCCUACAACAACAGAUAAUGAAUUUUCACUUGGCCAACCAAAGACUAGAGCAAGAGUUACAACUUUUGAGGGAAGAUAGAAAUCAGAAGGAAAGAAUGCGAUCACCAGAUAUAGAUCCUGAAUUCAAGCGAAUGAAAGAAGAACACUUAGUGAAAAUGGCGUCACUGAGGCAAGAGGCGGAGUUGUUAAAACAACAAGCAGAGGUGGAAAAAAUGAGGAAAGAACUCAAAGAGUUAAGAGGCGAAGGUUUGCCAUUGGAAGAAAGUAGAAAGGCCUUAGAGGCACCAUUUAUGAUGACAAAUUCAAGCGUGGAUAAAGAAUUACUACCGAGCCCUUACGAUCCUAACGCCGGGUUCGCAGUAUUCUGGGAUUUCGUUCUUGGCCUCAGCUCGUCUUUUUCCAGGUGCAGACUGGCAGCAGGAAUUUAUCAAGGAGUGGAAAUAGUGACAGAUGUUAAACUGUUACCGCUCGUGAGAACAACUCCCAUCACUAAGGACAGCUAUCCCUCAGUACCUCCUGGUGGAGCAGGGAUUAUUAGCGUUAAACAUCCGUUCCCAAGGUGCAUUCCUGAUCAAAAUCUUAACCUUGUUGUGGAGCUGCAAGCAAACAGCACCGAGGACUCUGAUGAUCCAACACAGCUGUUUUCGAAAGGAUGGACUAAAAUCGACUUGUUUGACAUCAGCAACAGAUUGCUCAGUGGAAGGUGGAAAGUACCGAUUAGGAUAGCUCCCAUAAAAGCGUUUCUAAACACUUAUGAACUAAACAAGAUCCCACAGGUGGGGCAGGCGGAGUUGUACCUCAGACUUGUCAACAGCCGUGAUACCACAACACAAGAUGAAUUAAAUCCUCAGCCGUUACAGCAUUACCUCUACAGAUAUCCAUCAAUGGACAAUAUUCGUGUCAUGCCACAAGUAUCUUCGUUACCAGUCAGCCGUGGGUUACAGAACUUGGUUCCAGCACCACCCCCGUCAGUACCUCCCCCUCCCGACACCCCAGUGUCUGUUGUGCAGAGAGCUGAAAGUGCCCCAAGAACCCCGCUUGAGGAGUCGAUAAUUGGUUUUCAAGUGGAUAAACUGAUUGACGCCAUUCAAGGAGAAGCCAAGAUUAAGAUUACAGUCUAUGAACACGAUCAAGGACAGGUACGUGGCUCAAAGACAAUCAAUCAA
Molecule: messenger RNA, 3065 nt
Organism: Orbicella faveolata
Lineage: Eukaryota; Metazoa; Cnidaria; Anthozoa; Scleractinia; Merulinidae
Source: RefSeq, a predicted model, not a curated record